Rhizophagus irregularis DAOM 181602=DAOM 197198 is the source of this 288-nucleotide messenger RNA. The record is from RefSeq and is a predicted model, not a curated record. Lineage: Eukaryota; Fungi; Glomeromycota; Glomeromycetes; Glomerales; Glomeraceae.
AUGUCUAAUAAUCAGAACAACUUAAAUAAUAAUGAAACCGGUAACCAUAAUGUCGAUAAUGUUCAAGAAGAUACCUUGGAAGACUUCGACUCAAACACUUGGAUUGCCCCCAGUGAAAUGCAACAGUUACCCACAAAAAUAUACAAAGGGAAUUUACUUACUCCAACACUCGUUUAUGCUUCAAAACUUGAAGAUACUACCUCUGAGCAGUUUCAGGCAUGGGUACAAUUGGAACAGACUGUCCUCAAUACUAGAGAUGCAAUCCGGAUGAAAUUUUACAAUCCGUGA